This is a messenger RNA of Acipenser ruthenus (sterlet), 4824 nucleotides long. RefSeq names its product bifunctional heparan sulfate N-deacetylase/N-sulfotransferase 2-like. The coding region runs from base 1052 to 3718 and encodes 888 amino acids. NCBI's taxonomy places the organism in Eukaryota, Metazoa, Chordata, Actinopteri, Acipenseriformes, Acipenseridae. The record is from RefSeq and is a predicted model, not a curated record. Gene Ontology annotation, molecular function: heparan sulfate N-sulfotransferase activity; deacetylase activity. The transcript is spliced from 14 exons. Gene Ontology annotation, cellular component: Golgi apparatus.
GCAUCAAUUAUUUAAUGGGGGUGGUCGAUACUAUGUAUUAUUUCCUCGAGUUGUCACCGAAGAUAUAUAAAAAAAACUAAAUAACAAAAAUGUAAUCUGUCUUAUUCGGCCAACCAUAAGCAUACGCCGAGUUUAAACGUUUUUUUUUCUUUCUGUCCGGCGAAGCAGCCCUCCCCCCCUAGUCGCGGAAGUUGGAUCGAUCCUCAGGCAGAGUCUAGUAAAUGAAUCGCCGAAUGAAGAUGGCGGAGCUGUGAGGUCUGGAAUCGGGGUGCUUUUAAACUUCAUUUGUUUGUUUGUUUUUUAACAUCAUUUGGAAGCUUGGAGAUUUUUCGGUGGGUGGAUUUUUUAAAUUGUUGGUUUGUUUUUAAACAAGACUAUCGGUGUGUGAUAUUACUGCUCCUGGAAUAAGACACUGCUGAAGGACAGAGACCUCCACCUACCGUGGGGAAACCCACCUAUCACAGCAUGGCUGAUCACAGGACAGGGGCAGCAGCAGCUCUGGAGUGCUGAAGAGAGUGAGGAAGAGAACUAGAAGAAAGACAAACGCGGGGAGAGAAAGGAGGAAUACAAAUCUGUGCUCUUUAGAACACAGAGAGAGAGAGUGUGGAGGAGUGUGACGGGGCAGCCAAUCCUCUUAGUGUGUCUGAGAAAGGCAGAGAGAGGAGCUGGCAACAGGCACUGUGAGGAAAGGGAGAGUUGAGACUGAUUGAAAAAACCGACUAGCUUCUCCUGAGCCUUAACUGUGUGGGAGAAGAAUUGAUAGUGUGUGUGAUAAACUACAGGUAGGGAGGGUGGGCGAGGGGAAGUCGAGUGAGCCUGUGUGUGCGCAUGUGUUUGCCUCUCUGUGUGCGUGUCUGCAGUGGGCAGUGACAACGGCAAGCUGAGAGAGAAGCUAUGGGUGCCAUGGUUACUUAGAGUAAAUGGCCGUUCCUGUGCUGAGCUUGUUGCCAGUGUCUGCUGCUCACCCCUCCUCUCUCUCUCUCUACCUGCUCCUCCUGUUCCCUCCUCCUUCUCCUGCCCUGCCUCUGGUCCCCCUGCUGUUGCCGCCGCUAUGCUGUGGGUCUGGAAAUCUGUGCGUAGCCUUCGGCAGCUUGAGCUGCACCGUCUGAUCCUGGCCCUGAUCAUCUUCAGCCUGCUUUCUAUGUGCUUCCUGGCUUAUUAUGUCAGCAGCAGCCCCAAGAUCAAAGAGGCGCCCCCUCUUCCUUUCAGUGACUGCAGGGUGGGAGGAGGACCAGAGGGGGGACAGAGAGCCCCCCCGUUAGUGCCCCUGCAGGCGGGACAGCGGCGCUUCGUGAAGGCGGUGGACACGUCUCGCACAGACCCCAUGGUGCUGGUGUUCGUGGAGAGCCAGUACUCCCAGCUGGGCCAGGAGAUUGUGGCGAUGCUGGAGUCCAGCCGGUUCAAGUACCGCACGGAGAUCGCCCCGGGGAAGGGGGACAUGCCCAUGCUGACGGAGAGGGGGCGUGGCCACUACGCGCUGGUCAUCUACGAGAACGUGCUCAAGUACGUCAACCUGGACGCCUGGAACCGGGAGCUGCUGGACAAGUACUGUGCCGAUUUCGGCGUGGGAAUGAUCGGCUUCUUCAAGGCCAACGAGAACUCACUGCUCAGCGCCCAGCUCAAGGGCUUCCCGCUCUUCCUGCACUCGAACCUGGGGCUGCGUGACUACCGCAUCAACCCUGCCGCACCGCUGCUCUACGUAACACGUGCCAACGAGGUGGAGCAGGGGCCCCUGCCAGGAGACGACUGGACCGUCUUCCAGUCCAACCACAGCACCUACGAGCCCGUCCUGCUGGCCAGCACCAAGUCCUCAGAGGCGCUGGCUCAGGUGAGUGAGCACCAGGCCCAGCACGCCACUGUGGUGCAGGACCUGGGGCUGCACGAUGGCAUCCAGCGCGUCUUCUUCGGGAACAACCUGGCCUUCUGGCUGCACAAGCUGGUGUUCAUCGACGCCAUCGCACACCUGACAGGACGCAGGCUGUGCCUCCCCCUCGACCGCUACCUGCUCGUCGACAUCGACGACAUCUUCGUGGGCAAGGAGGGCACGCGCAUGAAGGUGUCGGACGUGGAGGCGCUCCUGAACACUCAGAACAAACUGAGAGCGCUGGUCCCCGACUUCACCUUUAACCUGGGCUUCUCGGGGAAGUUCCAUCACACAGGCACGGAUGAGGAGGAUAUCGGGGAUGACAUGCUGCUGCAGCACAGGAAGGAGUUUUGGUGGUUCCCUCACAUGUGGAGCCACAUGCAGCCACAUCUGUUCCACAACGUGAGCGUGCUCGCCGAGCAGAUGAGGCUCAACAAGCUCUUCGCUCAGGAGCACGGGAUCCCCACAGAUCUGGGGUAUGCAGUGGCGCCCCAUCAUUCGGGGGUGUACCCCGUUCACAGCCAGCUCUACGAGGCCUGGAAGUCUGUGUGGGGGAUCCAAGUGACAAGCACUGAGGAGUACCCCCACCUAAGACCGGCGCGAUACCGCAGGGGGUUCAUUCACAACGGCAUCCAGGUGUUGCCCAGACAGACCUGUGGCCUCUUCACUCACACCAUCUUCUACAACGAGUACCCAGGGGGCUCCCGAGAGCUUGACAAGAGCAUCCGGGGAGGGGAGCUGUUCCUGACGGUGCUGCUCAACCCAGUAAGCAUCUUCAUGACCCAUCUCUCUAACUAUGGGAACGACCGGCUGGGGCUGUACACCUUUGAGUCGCUGGUGAAGUUCGUCCAGUGCUGGACUAACCUGCGCCUGCAGACCCUGCCUCCCAAGCAGCUGGCUGACCAGUACUUCCAGAUGUUCCCUGAAGAGAGGGACCCCCUAUGGCAGAACCCCUGCGAUGACAAGCGACACAAAGACAUCUGGUCCAAAGAGAAGACCUGCGACAGGCUGCCCAAGUUCCUGGUGAUCGGACCACAAAAGACUGGUACGACGGCUUUGCACUUCUUCCUCUCUCUGCACCCAGCGCUCACCAGUAACUUCCCGAGCCCAGUCACCUUUGAGGAGAUCCAGUUCUUCAACGGGCCCAACUACCACCGCGGCAUUGACUGGUACAUGGACUUCUUCCCCUUCCCCUCCAACGCCAGCACAGACUUCCUGUUUGAGAAGAGCGCAAAUUACUUUGACACAGAGCCGGUCCCUCGCCGCGCUGCCUCUCUGCUGCCACGAGCCAAGAUAAUCGCAGUGAUCAUCAACCCAGCAGAGCGUGCUCACUCCUGGUACCAGCACCAGCGGGCUCACCAGGACCCUGUGGCUCUGAACUACACCUUCCAGCAGGUGGUGCACGCCCCCCCCAGCGCCCUGCCCCAGCUCCGAGCCCUGCAGAGCCGCUGCCUCUCCCCGGGGGCCUACGCAGCUCACUUGGAUAGGUGGCUCCAGUACUACCCCCCCGACCAGCUCCUGCUGGUGGAUGGUGCCAAGCUGCGUUUGAAGCCGGUGUCUGUGCUGGAUGGGGUGCAAAGAUUCCUGGGGGUGAGCCCCCUAUUCAACUACACACAGGCACUGACGUUCGAUGACAGUAAGGGGUUCUGGUGCCAGCGCCUCGAAGCGGGUCGGACCCGGUGUCUGGGGAAGAGCAAGGGCCGGAAAUACCCAGACCUGGAGCCCGAGACACGCUCCUUCCUAUCGGAGUAUUACCGCGAUCACAACAUGGCGCUGCUCAAGCUGCUCAACAGGCUGGGGCAGGCCAUCCCUGUGUGGCUCAGAGAGGAACUGCAGAGCAGCAGCUGGAGCUGAACACAGAACCGGAACUGGACCUCCAGACAGAGCCAGAGCCGGGCCAGGCGAGCAAACAGGGAGGGAGAGCACAAAGACCAGUAAUGACAGAAAAAACCCAAAGAGAGACGCAGGGAAACAUGGAACAAAGGCGUGCACACACACCCCACCACUACCACGGGUCUCGCAUAGGGGGUGCUGUGGCUCACGUGAUGCCUCUUACGUGUUCCUGUGUGAACGGUCUUUCAUCGCACACACCCACCCCUCGCUCCUCCUCCCUGGUGUUCAUUGCUCUGCGGGGAACUCGUUGUCCACGGCAGCAGUGUCCAAGCUGCUGUUAAACCUGUACAGACACUUUAAAAACACAAAGUGCAGAAUGUGACUAAGGACGCCUGAACGGAGGCGUAAACACAAAGAGACACCCAUGAACUAUAACCCCCCUCUCUCCAAUACCCCUUUCUGUCUUUCAUUUGUUUGUUCUUUUUAUUUUAAAUUUUUUAAACAAAACCUAAACCUAUGCACAUUUUUUUUUUUUUAAAGGUGUUAAUGUGUGUAAUCCUUUCUUUUUUUGUUUGUUAAAUGAGACAUUUUUAAUAAUAAAGGACACGUUGCUGUUACUGUUUUUAAACAUGAACCCAGAGGAGGAUCGGCAGUGUGUGUGGAUGGGAGAGAGAUGCACACACUCCAGGGUCCUAGCUGCUUUAAUUUAUCCCAGGACUCUACAGACAGGAAGGCCCUGUCCCUUGCCAAAACCAGGCCAAACCAGACCCACCCAGGCCAUCCUCACGUCAAGUUGUAUCCCGCUGGGCACUGUUACUGAUAACUGCCGUUUUCUCAAGGACUGCCACGGAACAAAAAACUGCAUCCUGAGAAUUUUAAUUUCAAACAGCAGCAGCCAGUUGAGAGAUUUGGAACUGUAUAUCUGGUUAUCUCUCAGGCUGAACACAAACGGACAGGUGUUCAGACAGACACACUGACUGACUUAGGACUUGUUGAUAUUGAAAGCUGCUCUGUGGUGUUGUGUGUUUUUUUUUUUUUUUUUUUUUUUUUUUUAAAUAUGUAUUUUUAAAAAGGAAAAACCACCAACACAAUAUCAUCUCUAAUAAACCGCUGCAGUGUUUGGGGAA